AUGGACGACAACGACAACGACGACGACGACGACGCGCGAGGAGACGCAGAUGAGAAAGACGCCUCUGCGCGCUCAGUGCGCGCCACCAUUCCACAUGUCGAGAAAACCAGAUUCAGCGAGUAUCUUCGACGAGUCGAACCUGGCCUUGUAGAGGGCGUAGCUGCGGCGCUGGCACGCGCGCACAUCCUUGCGCAGCCCGCUGACUACCGCCUCCGCCUCCGACAUGUUCCCGAAGAAGUGCACGAUGCCGCCCCAGCCGUCGGCGUCCAGAGGGUGCACGGUGGCAGAUCCGCGGCCCUGGAUAUCACACACGCCUUGUUCGGCAGCAGCUGGGCUAGCCGGAACGUUUCCAGAACGUUGUCGGAAGGGCAGCACAUCUGGUUCUUGUGCAGAAUCAGCUGCAUGGGAUACUCGCUGACAAAUCGUCCCAAAUUCUGGAUAUUCCAAACGUUUCCCUCCUCAUGUACGCGUCCUUUCCAAAAUGGUGUCUGGUGGAGAGAAUUCAGGACACCGUCGGGUCGAGAUUUCAGUUUCCUCUCGAAGGAAAGCCAGCUUGUCGUCCUUUCUUGUCUUGCUCCACAAGUCGGCACCUCCUUCCAAAAGAGCGGUGUACCCAGGCGGGACCCAUCGAGCCACUACGUCGCUGCCCACACUCAGCGAAUCCAAGACAAGUCCAUCCUUCGAAAACUGUGCAAGGUUGGCUCUCCCCUUACGGAUAAUCCCACACUUCCCUAG
Molecule: messenger RNA, 735 nt
Organism: Prorocentrum cordatum
Lineage: Eukaryota; Dinophyceae; Prorocentrales; Prorocentraceae
Source: the annotation of a GenBank genome assembly